Molecule: messenger RNA, 4575 nt
Organism: Rodentolepis nana
Lineage: Eukaryota; Metazoa; Platyhelminthes; Cestoda; Cyclophyllidea; Hymenolepididae
Source: the annotation of a GenBank genome assembly
AUGUCGAGUAACGUUGUCGAUUAUCAGCUCACUCUCGGCUUAAACACUGAGGGUGAAUUUUACAAAGUUAAGAGAGAUUGGAUAAUUAGAUUUAGACUUGAUGAAACUCUAAUAAGCAAAAAUGUGAGAUUCUUUACCAACUACCCUGUUGGUGCAAAGAAGUUUGUUCGCACAAAGUAUUACGAAGUGUCAAUUAUACAAGCGAAAAAUACACUUCGGAAAUUAGAUCGAUUUGAUAAUUAUUUUGUCCUGGGACCUCUUCAAUUUAGCGGUGCUUUUCAUUUCGUCUUUACCGCUGAUGAUUCCGCCUUUACAUUAGAUAAGCUAAAUACCAAAACACUCUCUGAACAUGGUGGUCAAGGUUACUUUGUUGUGGAGAGUAAAUUUGCUGUCGGCCAUCCUGAAAAUCUCGAUCGCUUUGCUCAAUGGGACUUGGAAGGUGUGAUGUUGCAGACUUACAUCUCCAAAAAUCUCGGUCCCCUCAAAGAAUGGCGUGAUCGUCUACGAGUUGCUUACGAAUGUGGUUACAAUAUGAUCCACUUUACACCUAUUCAAGAAAUCGGCGCCUCUGGGUCAGGCUAUUCGUUAAAGGAUCAAUUAGUAAUUAAUCCAGACUUCUCUGACCCUGAUACUGGGAAAAAAGUUGGUUGGGAGGAAAUAGGCGAAUUAGUACGCGAAAUUGAAACUGAAUGGUCAAUGCUAAGUAUGGCUGAUUUGGUUCUAAACCACACUGCCACUAAUUCUCCGUGGUUAUUUGAGCAUCCAGAAUGCGGAUACAAUUUAGAGAAUUCUCCGCAUCUUACUCCAGCUUUCUUGGUUGAUCAGGCAGUUUGGCGAGCUACUCUUUUUUGUUCGGAAGGAAAACUUGUUAAUCGUCACAUUCCUCCGGAUUUCGGUUCACAGCAAUCCCAUGUUGAUGCCUUGCGUGAUUAUCUAAUGGACACUUUAAGAAGUAUGAAAUUGCACGAGUUCUAUCAAGCCGAUAUUGAGGCAGUUAAAGAAGAGUUCAGACAAUGGCUAAUUAAGGGAACAGACCCACCUCCCUUUGUGGAUUCAGACAGUUCUCUUCAGCUGAGAAUUAUAGGUACACGAGCUGGUCGUCGUAUGGGUGCGACAGUUGAUUUUGGUAAAGCGCGAGAGAUGUUUGGUCAUGAUUUACCUGACGUCGCAGCGCAUAACCUCGGUCUGCGUCUGGCCGAUAUGAACAGAAAUGAAGAGGAGGCGAUGAAACAUCAUAUGUCAUGUGCGGCUCAUUGUGUAGCUGAUGGAGCACGUUAUAGGUUUUGCGAUCCUAGUGGCCCCCGUUUUGAGGCUGUCACUACUUCUACACCUCUGGUUGAUAGAUACUUCCUUUGUCCCGAAGAUCGCAUGGAAACUGCAGAGGAAGCCGAGCGCUUAGCUCUCAGCGAUCGCCGAAAGUACGUGAUGGCCUGCAAUGGCUGGGUCAUGAACAGUGGCUCGAUUAAAAACUUUGCAGACCUAGAUUCUCGUGUAUUUCUCCGACGUGAAUUAGUUGUUUGGGGCGACUCUGUCAAACUGCGAUACGGAGCUAAACCUGAGGACUGUCCAUACUUGUGGAACCGAAUGUUUGAAUAUGCACGUUUGACAGCCGAAAUUUUCCAUGCAGUCCGUUUAGACAACUGUCACGGCACUCCCAUCCAUGUCGCCCAGGCUGUUUUAGACGUCUGCCGUGAAGUACGACCUGGCAUUUAUGUUCUUGGUGAACUUUUCACAGAUAAUGCCCACACCGACAAUUUCGUUCUUAACAACCUCGGUAUAUGCUCACUUGUUAGAGAGGCUCUUUCAGCAACAGACUGUCGUGAUGAAGGCCGUCUGGUGCACUAUUACGGUGGAGAACAGCCAGCAGGUGGAUUUCCUCAUGCUGUGCUUAAACGCCGUUUACUUCCCACCGUUGCUAAUGCACUAUUCUAUGACCAAACUCAUGACAAUCCCUCUCCAGUCGUCAAACGGACUAUAUAUGAUUUCCUCCCCUCCGCAGCUUUGGUCGCUAUGGCUUCUUGCUCAACAGCCUCUACAAGAGGCUAUGAUGAGUUGGUGCCUUAUCAAAUUGAUGUAGUCUCGGAGAAACGAUUAUAUUCUCUCUGGGAUAAAGAGGUCACAGCGGAUACUGGUAUGAUUCGUGCAAAAUCUGCGCUAAAUCGUCUCCACAGAUGGCUUGCUGCAAACAAUUUCAAUGAAACCUUUGUUGAUCAGGUUGAUACCGAUGUUGUCGCGGUGACAAGAUUUUCUGCUGAUACGGCUGAAUCGGUAGUUAUGGUGAGCCAUUCGUGUUUCUAUGAUCGUCGUGCCCAUCCUGAGCACCAUCCUUUCCGUUGGAUCUACCUUAAUGGACGUGUUCGGCGUAUUUUGAUUGAAGCUCGCACUGUUAAUAAAUCACCUGGACAGGCUUUGGAUGGUUUCAAGAAAAGUGAUGAUUUUAUUAAUGGGCUAACCAACGUUGUCGUUGAAACAAUGGAAGAUGUUGAAAUAGGAAGAAGCAAGAUGUUUAGAGUGCACCACACAGAUGCGAAUGGAGGUACAGACGCUUUGGAAUUCUAUGACUUUCCACCGGGUUGUAUCGUUGCUGUCAGCGUCUCUCUCAGUCCUGUUCAAUCUGAAGCUCUUAGUCGUGUUCGUGGAACCCUUUUGCAUCAAGUAAGCACUUUGAUUUGGAAUUUUGCGUUUUAUGCCAAAGAAACAGAGGCUUAUUUCUUCGGCCGUCGCUUGCGCACUCUGGAUGUUCGUAAAGCGGCACUUAACCCGAAUACAGUGGCUAUUGCUGAUGCUUUGCUUCCACUCUACCCCGACUCUAUUGAACAUGGUCUCAUCAAACGUUUGAUCAGUGAUCUCAGUCUUGCUGAUAUGAACUGGCUACUCUACCGUUGUGCAAGUGAAGAGAAUAUACCUGGUAUCGGUCGUACUCCCUACUACAUACCACGCUAUGGUGAUUUGAUCUACUGUGGUCUGCAGGGUAUUGUGACGGUUAUGCGACACGUUGCGCAGUACAAUGAUAUGGGACAUCCAGCGUGUGGACAUUUGAGAGAUGGCCUGUGGAUUUUGGAUUACUUAUGCGCGAGAAUCAGCGCGGGCGAUCCAUCUAGACCAUCAAAGGAGUUGGAUAGACUAGCUAAAGCACUGCAGCAAUUAUUCCAGCCUAUCUACGCUCUGCCAAAAUAUUUAGUUCCUGCUAGCUUUGGCAUGAUGGUUGGAUGUAUAUAUCAAACUGUCAUGGAGGAACUGAAUACUCGAGUUGGCAAAUGGGUAGAACUGGGCUCCUCAACGGUGCGCAACUUGGUUUCAGCAAGCGUUCAACUUUAUGGUAAAGCGCCAAAUGUAAUUUUGCCCACAAUUCUGCCCGCACCGGCUCUUCAGGGUGCCGAUGACAAUCCUCUGCGCUAUACUUGCAGUCUUGCUGCUGGUUUGCCUCACUUUGCUGAGGGUAUGUGGCGUAACUGGGGUCGUGAUACCUUCAUUGCUCUCAGAGGAUGCCUGGUUCUCACUGAGAGAUUUGAGGAAGCGGCAAAUGCAAUUCUUCAAUACGCUUCCAUCAUGCGCCACGGCCUAAUCCCCAACCUAAUGGGUGAUGGCCAUUGUGUACCUCCACGUUUUAAUGCUCGUGACGCCGUGUGGUACUGGCUCUACUCCAUUUGUGCUUUCGAAGACGCUGUGGCUGCCAAUGAGGGGCUACCCUUGGGUGCUGGUGGAUACAAGAAAUCAAUCCUCUCACGUCCUGUCUUCCGUUGGUUUAUGGACGACUAUUCACCUGGAUGGCCUGAAGAACGUCAUUCAAUCGAUAUCAAUAACCCACCUGCUGAUAGAGUCAUGCCGCUCUAUGAUGUCAUUCAAGAGGCCCUUCAAAAACACGUACUGGGCAUUGCCUUCACGGAGAGAAAUGCUGGGCAACAGCUGGAUGCUCAUAUGACUACUGAAGGUUUUAAUGUUCGGGCUUUCGUUCAAUCUGAAACUGGAUUCAUUUGCGGUGGAAAUCCACACAAUUGUGGAACCUGGAUGGAUAAGAUGGGCAGUUCGGAUAAAGCAGGAAAUCGUGGAAAGCCUGCUACAUCAAGAGAUGGUUGUGCUGUCGAACUGACAGGUCUUGCUUAUGCGGUGAUUACCUGGUUACAGCGGGCUCACAAGGAAAGUGGAGGAAAAUAUUACCCAUACGAUGGUGUUCAAGCACCGGCAAAUUCAGGUACCGAGAGGUGGACUUGGUCUUGUUGGGCUGAAAAGAUUAAGAAUAACUUCGAACCCAGGUUCUGGAUACCUAUUAAAGAUGCAAGUAUUGAUAUUCAACAGGGGUACUAUCGCGAUGUUGUCGAUUGUUCAAAUCCUACUACCGAAACUCAAUUGAGACCUAAUUUCUUGGUUGCUAUGACUGUCGCACCAGAUCUCUUUGAUGCUAGAAAUGCUUGGAAAGCUCUGGAAAUAACAAGAAAGCAGCUGGUUGGACCAUUGGGCUUGAAGACUCUUGAUCCUAGAGAUAAAAAUUAUCGAUCAUCGUAUCACAACAAUGAUGACUCCUAUGACUUCCAUACUGCGCACGGGUUCAACUAUCACCAAGUGAGUUAUUAUUAG